Salarias fasciatus (jewelled blenny) is the source of this 3153-nucleotide messenger RNA. Its product is annotated as nuclear receptor ROR-beta-like. The transcript is spliced from 10 exons. Lineage: Eukaryota; Metazoa; Chordata; Actinopteri; Blenniiformes; Blenniidae. The record is from RefSeq and is a predicted model, not a curated record. Bases 439 to 1947 code for a protein of 502 amino acids. Gene Ontology annotation, cellular component: nucleus. Gene Ontology annotation, molecular function: nuclear receptor activity; zinc ion binding; RNA polymerase II cis-regulatory region sequence-specific DNA binding. Gene Ontology annotation, biological process: regulation of transcription by RNA polymerase II.
GAUCAUGUGAGAGUCCAUGCUUGGAGAAAGUAGGUUAGCAGGGUAGACUGAGAGGAAAGCAGGCGGAGAGUCACAGAGAGGAAGGGGGGUCCGGACGCCGCUCCUGCAUCGUGGGACUAUUCUGUCAAAAAAAGUUGAGCCGAUCUGUUCGACGCGAUUACCAUGUCAGCUACGGCGACUUUUUCAACUCUUUUAUUUUGCUCGGACUUGAUCGAGCGAUAAACAAAAAGACUUUCGGGUAGUUUUUUUCUUCUCCUUUCUUCAUUUUUUUUUUGGGACACCGAUUUGCGAAAGCCGACUACCACCGGGACGAAGUUAAUAUUUACAGAGCCAGUUUACUUUGGCUCCAGCGCGUCAUUCUCUCCCGUCUUGUCACCUCCAGUGACCACAUGUAGUCCGGUUUUUUAUCGCCCUGCACGAAUAAAGGAAAACACCAAAAUGAGAGCUCAAAUCGAGGUCAUCCCCUGUAAGAUCUGUGGGGACAAGUCCUCAGGAAUCCACUAUGGAGUCAUCACCUGCGAAGGCUGCAAGGGCUUCUUCCGUCGCAGCCAGCAGAACAACGCCAUGUACUCCUGUUCCCGUCAGAGGAACUGCCUGAUCGACCGCACUAACCGUAACCGCUGCCAGCACUGCCGCCUGCAGAAGUGUCUGGCUUUGGGCAUGAGCCGAGAUGCGGUGAAGUUUGGACGCAUGUCGAAGAAGCAGCGCGACAGCCUCUAUGCUGAGGUUCAAAAGCACCAGAAGUCCCAAGAGUGCGUCGGCGCCGGAGGCGGCGGCUCCACCACGCUGUCUUUACCCAGGGAGGAUGGCGUCUGCGGAGGCGGUGCGGAGGAUGGAGAAGAGGGACUGAGCACGUCCUACAGCAGCAGGGGCUCCAGCUCCACUCUGAGCGACCUGGAUGACAUCGCGGCGCUGCCCGACCUGUUCGACCUGCCGCUGACCCCCGAGGAGGCCAGCGAGUACUGCAGCCUGGAGCUGCUCGGAGGCGGAGGAGCCAGCACGGGGAACACCUCCAACUCGUCGUCCUCUUCCUCCUCGUCUGCAUCCCUGUCCAAUCAGAAUUCACCACAGCAGACCAUACUGGAUGCGGCAGACACCAACGGCAUCCAGCUACUGCAUUCACACUCUCACACACUGCUGGGACACACACACACACUGCUGGACCAUCUGCCUGAUGACUGCUCAAUAACAGAUCUUGAACACAUCACUCAGAGUAUUGUAAAGUCUCACUUGGAGACGUGUCAGUACAGCGCCGAAGAGAUGAAGAGAUUCACCUGGGUACAAUACACACCUGAGGAAACACGGGCUUUCCAGAACAAGUCCGCGGAGUGGAUGUGGCAGCAGUGCGCGCAUCACAUCACCAACGCCAUCCAGUACGUGGUGGAGUUUGCCAAACGUAUCGCAGGCUUUAUGGACCUGUGCCAGAACGAUCAGAUCAUACUGCUGAAAGCAGGCUGUCUGGAGGUCCUACUUAUCCGUAUGUGCCGAGCUUUCAACAUGAACAACAACACCAUCUUCUUCAAUGGAAAGUUCGCCUCGGCUCAGUUCUUCAAAGCGCUGGGUUGCGAUGACCUGGUUAGUGCCGUGUGUGACCUGGGAAAAGGACUGUGCCGUCUGCAGCUGUCUGAUGAGGAGAUAGCCUUGUUUAGUGCUGCCGUCCUUCUAUCACCUGACCGACCCUGGCUCACAGAAGGCCAAAAGGUCCAGAAACUUCAGGAGAAGGUCUACCUAGCCCUGCAGCACAGUCUGCAUAAGAGUGGCGCUUCUGAUGAGAAACUGGACAAGAUGGUGUCCAAGCUGCCCAUUAUGAAGUCCAUCUGUAACCUCCACAUUGACAAACUGGAGUUUUUCCGUCUGGUUCACCCUGAGACCGCGUACAGUUUCCCACCACUGUACCGGGAGGUGUUCGGCAGCGAGCUGUCGCUGCCGGACUCCACCAACAGCUAGACGGACAGAGAUGAUAGAUGGAGAGAGUGUGUUUGGAGGUAGGGAAGCAAAAGGAGAGACUGAGAAGGAUAGAGAUGUUGGAGCUUAACAACCAGCAGUUAUGAGACAAUCCAGGACUUUAAAAACUCCGUCUCCCAUGAUCCCAAAGUAGUCCUCCACUUUCCCAGCAGGCAAAAGCACCUUACACUACAGACCGCACAUGCUCAUGGUCCUUUGCAUAUUGUAGCAUUAACAACAAGCGUAUGGGCCUCCAAAUAAUAUCACAGCUUAGCAUGUAACAGCUCAAAGCUCUAACACUUGUUAAUUAUCUGAUCCUCUUUGGAUCGCCCAACCAGUUUAUGAAUGUACCUCAUGAAAAGCACCAGUGCACAAGCAAGAACCCAACAACAGUGAAUGUACAACCCUGCCACUCGUAAACACCAACAAUUCGAAUGAAGUAGUGUUGAUCAACCGGUCUCACUAUUAUUACACCCAUCAGUCAAUAUUUCUCUCGGCAUUCAUGCCUCUCAGUAUGAUACGCACUUAUGUUCAUACAGAUCCUACUAUCCUUGUACUGACCAUCACCUCGGGACCAAGAUCAUGAGUCAGGGUAUUUUCUGAUAUAUAAAAAUAAAAAAAAUAAGGACGCAUAUGAUAUGACUCACGGUAUAGGCUGAAUUCACCAGCCUGGUUAAAAAAAAGGAACAUUAAAAAAUUUUAAAAACAGUUUCACAGACGUUUAGACAGUGUUCGGUGCUGCCUUUUUUUGUAGGCUCUUGUAAUGCAAUGAGAAACCUCAGUCCCACACACCCCUUUCCUUGUAAAUGCCACUUAGAGACAGGACAAGAUGAAAUUAUCUUUAAUUUAUAUACACAUUUAUAAACAAAUAUUUUAAAUAAGAAUGUAAAUAGAUGACUAUAUAAGUAUAUGGCGAGAGAGUUGGAAUGUGUGCGUUCACUUCAGAGCGAAACGGAGAGAAAGGUGGUUGGUGAGACGUAAGAGGAGGGACAACAGAUGGAUACUUGAGGAAAGCUGGUGUUCGGACUCUUUUUAUUUUUGUGGACGAUUCUUCCUCUCUUGACAGUACUCUCAGGUUUCCGCGGCAACAACCCCGUCUUGCCCCUACAGCAAUGGCAUGGCCAUGACGCAAGCAACGGGGUGGACACUUGUUGCAGAUGUGACACAGCAGGGGAGGCAGCGUACUUCUACAAAGGCAAUUAAAAAAAU